Messenger RNA from Triticum turgidum subsp. durum (durum wheat), 882 nucleotides. The record is from the annotation of a GenBank genome assembly. Lineage: Eukaryota; Viridiplantae; Streptophyta; Magnoliopsida; Poales; Poaceae.
AUGCCGCGGCCGGAGGUGCAGGCCCCGCCGGAGAUAUUCUACAACGAGUCGGAGGCGCGCAAGUACACCACCUCCUCCCGCAUCAUCGAAAUCCAGGCGAGGAUCUCCGAGAGGGCGCUGGAGCUGCUGGCGCUCCCGGACGACGGCGUCCCCAAGAUGCUGCUCGACAUCGGGUGCGGCUCCGGGCUUAGCGGUGAGACGCUGACGGAGCACGGGCACCACUGGAUCGGCUGCGAUAUCUCACAGUCCAUGCUUGAUGUUGCUUUGGAGCGGGAGACGGAGGGAGACCUCCUGCUUGCAGACAUGGGCGAGGGCUUAGGCUUGCGCCCAGGAGUUAUGGAUGGUGCAAUUAGUAUUUCAGCAGUCCAGUGGUUAUGCAAUGCGGACAAGUCUUCUCAUGAACCAAGAUUGCGGUUAAAGGCUUUCUUUGGAUCACUAUAUAGAUGCUUAGCAAGGGGAGCAAGGGCUGUUCUACAGUUUUAUGCUGAUAAUGUGAAACAAACCGAAAUGCUCGUGUCUUUUGCCAUGAAAGCUGGAUUUGCUGGUGGAGUGGUUAUUGACUGGCCUCAUAGUUCGAAAGCAAAGAAGUCCUACCUUGUCCUCACUUGUGGUACAUCUUCUGUCGCAUCUCUUCCAAAGGGGAAAGGUGAAAACGGUGAGAUGUGCAGCAGUGAUGAUGACGGUGAUGAUGAUGAGAGCAACGAUGACCAAACAGUUGGCACAUAUGGACGGAACAGGUCGAACAAGAGGCAGAAGGUGAACAAGAAGAACGGCAGGGGCAAGGAUUGGCUGCUGAGGAAAAAGGAGCAGAUGAGGAAAAGAGGCCGCGACGUCCCCGCCGACACGAAAUACACAGGGCGGAAGCGGAAAACCCGCUUCUAA